Molecule: messenger RNA, 4019 nt
Organism: Chinchilla lanigera (long-tailed chinchilla)
Lineage: Eukaryota; Metazoa; Chordata; Mammalia; Rodentia; Chinchillidae
Gene: Cdh13
Product: cadherin 13
Exons: 14
Coding region: 270-2426 (718 amino acids)
Biological process (GO): adherens junction organization; homophilic cell-cell adhesion; sprouting angiogenesis
Cellular component (GO): plasma membrane; adherens junction; catenin complex
Molecular function (GO): cadherin binding; calcium ion binding
Source: RefSeq, a predicted model, not a curated record
UCCUCGGCGGGGCUCACUCUUGGCGCGGUGCUCCCCGUAUCUGCCAUGCAAAACGAGGGAGCUCUAUGAAGGAAUCCGUCUUGUAAAGCCAUUGGUCCUGGUCAUCAGCCUCUACCCAAUGCUUUCGUGAUGCUGCCGCUGAUCUAUUUGGGAAGUUGGCUGGCUGGCGAGGCAGAGCCUCUCCUCAGAGCCUGGCUCCCACGGAAAAUAUGCUCAGUGCAGCCGCGCGCGUGAAUGAAAACGCCGCCGGGCGCUUCUAGUCGGGCAAAAUGCAGCCGAGAACUCCGCUCGUCCUGUGCGUUCUGCUGUCCCAGGUGCUGCUGCUAACAUCUGCAGAAGAUUUGGACUGCACGCCUGGAUUCCAGCAGAAAGUGUUCCAUAUCAAUCAGCCAGCUGAAUUCAUUGAGGACCAGCCGGUUCUAAACUUGACCUUCAGUGACUGUAAGGGAAAUGACAAGCUGCGCUAUGAAGUCUCAAGCCCUUACUUCAAGGUGAACGGCGACGGGGGCUUAGUCUCCCUGAGAAAUGUAACUGCAGUGGGCAAAACUCUGUUCGUCCAUGCAUGGACCCCCCACGCCGAAGACAUGGCAGAGCUCGUGAUUGUCGGGGGAAAGGACAUCCAGGGCUCCUUGCAGGAUAUAUUUAAAUUUGCAAGAACUUCUCCUAUCCCAAGACAAAAGAGGUCCAUUGUGGUAUCACCAAUUCUAAUUCCAGAGAAUCAGAGACAACCCUUCCCAAGAGACGCUGGCAGGGUAGUCGACAGUGACAGACCUGAAGGGUCCAAGUUCCGGCUCACUGGAAGGGGAGUGGAUCAGGAGCCUAAGGGAAUCUUCAGAAUCAACGAGAACACGGGUGUUGUCUCUGUGACACAGACCUUGGACAGGGAAACAAUUGCUGUUUAUCAACUAUUGGUGGAGACCACUGAUGUCAACGGCAAAACCCUUGAGGGGCCGGUGCCUCUGGACAUUGUCGUGAUCGACCAGAAUGACAACAGACCCAUCUUUCGGGAAGGCCCCUACAUCGGCCACGUCAUGGAGGGGUCCCCCACAGGGACCACUGUGAUGCGGAUGACAGCCUUCGAUGCGGAUGACCCGGCCACCGACAAUGCCCUCCUGCGGUACAAUAUCCGUCAGCAGACGCCUGACAAGCCGUCUCCCAACAUGUUCUACAUCGAUCCUGAGAAAGGAGACAUUGUCACCGUGGUGUCACCUGCGCUGCUGGACCGGGAGACUCUGGAAAACCCCAAGUACGAGUUGAUCAUCGAGGCUCAAGAUAUGGCUGGAAUGGACGUUGGGUUAACAGGCACGGCCACGGCCACGAUAGUGAUUGACGACAAAAAUGACCACUCGCCAAAGUUCACCAGGAAAGAGUUUCAAGCCACAGUGGAGGAAGGAGCUGUGGGGGUUAUUGUCAACUUGACAGUGGAAGACAAGGAUGACCCCACCACUGGCGCAUGGCGGGCUGCCUACACCAUCAUCAACGGCAACCCUGGGCAGAGCUUCGAAAUCCACACCAACCCACAGACCAACGAGGGAAUGCUGUCCGUCGUCAAGCCCCUCGACUAUGAGAUUUCUGCCUUCCACACCCUGCUGAUCAAGGUGGAAAACGAGGACCCGCUGGUACCUGAUGUUUCCUAUGGCCCCAGCUCCACUGCUACCGUCCACAUCACCGUCCUGGAUGUCAAUGAGGGCCCAGUCUUCUACCCAGACCCCAUGAUGGUGACCAAGCGAGAGAACAUCUCCAUCGGCAGCGUGCUGCUGACAGUGAAUGCCACGGACCCCGAUUCCCUGCAGCAUCAAACCAUCAGGUAUUCUGUUUACAAGGAUCCAGCAGGCUGGCUGAAUAUUAACCCCAUCAAUGGGACUGUUGACACCGCUGCUGUGCUGGACCGCGAGUCCCCCUUCGUCCACAACAGCGUGUACACGGCCCUCUUCCUGGCGAUCGACAGUGGCAACCCUCCCGCCACGGGCACAGGGACUUUGCUGAUAACCCUGGAAGACGUGAACGACAACGCUCCCUUCAUCUACCCCACGGUAGCCGAAGUCUGCGAUGAUGCCAAAAACCUCAGUGUGGUCAUCUUGGGAGCAUCAGACAAAGAUCUGCACCCAAACACAGAUCCCUUCAAGUUUGAAAUUCAUAAACAAACCGUCCCCGAUAAAGUUUGGAAGAUCACCAAGAUCAACAAUACGCACGCCCUGGUGAGCCUUCUGCAGAACCUGAACAAAGCAAACUACAACCUGCCCAUCAUGGUGACAGAUUCAGGGAAACCGCCCAUGACGAACGUCACAGACCUCAGGGUGCAGGUGUGCUCCUGUAAGAACUCCAGAGUGGACUGCAACGCGGCGGGCACCCUGCACAUCAGCCUCACCUCGCUCUUGCUCCUCACGCUCCUCAGUUUAGUGUCUGUGAGAACUCCUGACAUCUGAAGCUUGACUCCCAAGUUUCCAUAGCAACAGGAAAAAAAAGAAAAAAAAAAAUCUCUAUCCAAAUCUGAAGAUUGCCGUUUACAGCUAUUGAACUUCACAACUAGGCCUCAAUUGUUCUGAUUUUCAUUUUCUUUGCAAUUUCACUUGGUCUGUACUUCACUGUUUUGAGAACAUCUUCUUUCCUCCUUUGAUUAAUGGAACCCUCUGAAUUUCCGCUGAAUGUUUAAAGAUCAUGACGUAUAACUUGAGCUUCUGGGAGCAGGAACAAUGACUACUUUUCUGAUGUGUUGACAUGUUGCUAGCCAGUGCUGCACACAUCCAGAUGUGUCUGUGGGUUCGUAUUUGUAUAUGUAUGAGUAUCUGUAUGUGUAUAUACACGGUAUUUAUAUAGAGAGACUAUACAGGAGAAGCCUAGUUUUGAUAUGUUGUUCUUCCUCGAAAGGUUAAGCAGAGAGGGUUAGAAGUUAAGACACCUGAGCCCUCAAGGACCUUAGCAAAAAGCUCAGCACAAUGCAGGCCACAGAGCAGUCACUUUUACCACGAAGCUACAUCUCCACCAGCCUGUCCAGUCUGAGCGCUGAACGCUGACUGACCAGCCAGGCAGGUCCGCAGAGAGGGAGGGCAAAGAAGAACGUCUUUUGUCCUUAGUAUGAGGACUGCCACCAAUUCCCAUUGCCACCAAACGCUGUGAUCCUUAGCCAAGGCGGUGAGCUGCAGGGCAGGAGAUCUUGCCAACAAAUGCCAAGAAAAGGGCUGAACUAUUCUUUCAUGGGCAUCCGUCUGCAUUUGUAUGCAUCCUGAAUCCAUAGUCCCACUGGUUCUUAUGGUGACACGGAUCAUGGUAGGAAAUCUGUCCCUCCUCAGUAUGUGCAGAGUUGCAGGUGUCAGUUUGGAGGUUGAAUGUCCACAUGAAGAAGCCAGCAGGUACCAUCUUGUAUACACAUAUAUACCCACAUGUAUAGACAUACAUUUAUGCAUAUACCCACUGUUCAUUUCAUAUAUACAGGCAUAAAAUAGAGUAAAUACAGGUAGUUUUAAAAGUACCCUUUUGUGUGAAUUGACUACCGUUGUUUGCAAACCUGACAAUAAAAGAUGUUCAUGAUGUUUGAAAUGUAAUUGAUUUUUAUUCUGUGAGCAUGUAAAAGUGAGAGGAAAGUUAGUGCUUGUACUAAGAUUAUCUUCUUGUUGAUAAGCUGUAAAUGAACCAUCAAAGCUCACACCAAAUUUUUCUAUCAAAUGAAACUAGUGACAGCCUGUGGCUUUUUAUUAGAGCUUGCCACAAACUAGGGUAAGGUAAGUGUCUUAGCAUAUUUUAAUGCAGUUGCUUACUAAAGGUUUUAACCACACACGCACAUGCACAUACACACACACACACACACACACACACACGCUUUCUUAUGCAAUCUAUGUUGCCCCUGUGCUUUUCAGUUUGCCUUCUGUAGGAAGUAGAAGUCAUAUGUUGUCUUUGUUGUAGUGGAAUUAUGCAGAUAGAGUUCCAUAUAUUGUAUUUGUUUCAAUAGUAAAUCUUUUUGGAACAUAUAGAAUGCAGAGGUGUUUUUUUCCAUUGAAAUAAAUGGGUAUUGGUGGUUAAAA